GGCUAGCUAUUGUUUUAGUCUUGAAAGUGUUUGCGGUUGGUUAAUAUCAAGAAAACCAAAACUAUUCGGUCGCGGUUUGGUAGUGAAUGAAAGUUUAUUGAACAUUUAUAUUAACUUUCUGUCAUUAAAAAUUGCAGUGACAGAAAGUUAUAAGAUGAAGGUUCUUUCGGUGUUGAUAUUGUUUAUUGGAUUUACAUGCCAGUGUAUUGAUGGCAAAUGCAUUUGGUAUGGCCAACAUCAUAUGGAAGGAAACUACUGGGUAAACACUUAUUAUGAUGGCUCUGCAAAACCUCUAGAAAAUACAAGAGCUAUAGAACUCUUUAAAAAAAGAUGCCCACUUUUGUAUGUGGAAUACUCAAGUGGCCCAAGCGAAGGCGAUCAACCGAUUGAACUUUGCUGUGAUGAUGAACAAAUCUUUACAAUGGACAAUGGUAUGUCACAAGCUGAUGGUAUAUUUGGCCGAUGCCCAACAUGCGCCACAAACAUGGGACUGUCAAUUUGUGCCAUGACAUGUGCUCAAAAUCAAAGUGAGUUUCUGGUUCCCAAAGUCAUCAAUGAAGAAUACGUUGAAUCUGUUGAAUACAAGAUUGAUGACGGCUUCACCGAAAAAGUCUAUGACAGUUGCAAGAACGUUAUUCACACAGCCACCGGACGUCCAGCCAUGGAUCUAGCUUGUGGUGUAUAUGAUGCUUUAACAUGCAGCCAUCAGCGAUGGUUUAAUUUUAUGGGUGACAAGUCGACAAAUGAAUAUGUCCCAUUUCCAAUUAAUUACAAAUUUUUGGAUGAAACCGAACCUGGACGUUACCUGGGACCAGCUUUAAGUUGUGGCAGUUCAUUCCCAGGCUCACACAAAUGCUCCUGUGUGGAUUGUGAAGAAUCUUGCCCGGUUGGUGAAAUUCCGAAAGCUGAAGAUGAAGGCUUUCAAAUUUGGGGUCUUAAUGGUGUCACAUUCAUAGUGGCGGUAGUUCUUGGUAUUUUCAUUAUUGUAGUGGUGUUUUUAGGCGCAACAAGUUGUUGCCGAAUGAAAAAUCUCAAACUACCCUGGAUAUGCGGAGGCUUUGGAUUUAUGAAUCAUUUGUUAUAUAGACUCUUCAGAGCUUGGGGUACAUUUUGUGCUAAGAACCCAAUUUUGAUUCUGGCUAUAUGUUCUUGGGCCAUUGGAGUUCUAGCUUAUGGAGUGCGUUACAUGAAAAUCACAACAGACCCUAUUGAACUUUGGUCUGGCGAAGAGAGUCCAACACGUCAGGCGAAAAACUAUUUCGAUACUCAUUUUGAACCAUUCUAUCGGACUAAUCAACUUUUCAUCAAGCCUACGAAGAUGGACUAUAUCACCCACAUUACAUCAGCCGGAGAGAUGCGUUUCGGACCAGCGUUCGAAAAAGAUUUCUUGCGAGAAGUUUUUCAACUACAGCUACAAAUUCAAGACAUUGGAAUGGCCGAAGGUCUGGGGCUGGACAAAAUUUGCAAAGCUCCAGUUUUGUAUCCAGGAGAGAAGCCUAUAAUUGACAAGUGUUUGGUACAAUCGAUUUUUGGAUACUAUAAGAAUGACAUGCAAGAAUUCGAGAAGGAGUAUGAAGGACCUGACGGGCUAACGGUGAACUAUUUGAAUCAAUUGGAAGAGUGUUUGAGAGUACCAAUGCUGGACAAAUGUUUGGCACCAUAUGGCGGCCCAAUCGAACCAAAUGUCGCUGUCGGUGGAAUUCCUAAGCCUGGCCCUGGUGAAAGUGAAGACUAUCGUCUUGGUACGGGACUUGUAAUAACCUUCUUAGUCAAAAACUAUGUCGAUAAAGAAGCCACAAAACCAGCGGCAGAAUGGGAGAAAAAAUUCAUUGACUUUAUGAAAAAUUAUACCAACGAUAAAAUGGACAUUGCCUUCAGUGCUGAACGAUCAAUUCAAGAUGCCAUAGUCGAACUGUCAGAAGGUGAAGUUCUGACAGUUGUUAUCAGUUAUGCUGUGAUGUUUAUCUAUGUGGCAAUUGCAUUGGGUAAAAUUCGAAGUUGUUCGAACUUUUUCAAGGAAUCUAAGAUUGUCUUGGCUGUUGGUGGAAUCUUUAUUGUAAUGGUAUCGGUUGUAUGCAGUUUGGGUUUUUGGGGUUAUAUGGAUGUGACAACGACAAUGUUGGCAAUUGAGGUUAUCCCGUUUUUGGUGUUGGCUGUGGGAGUUGAUAAUAUUUUCAUUAUGGUUCACACUUAUCAUCGUUUGGAUAGAUCACAGUUCUUGACAGUUCCUGAGGCGGUUGGGGAAGCUGUUGGUCGAAUUGGACCUUCGAUAUUACAGACUGCACUUUCGGAAUUUGCUUGUUUUGCUAUCGGUACCAUCGCUGAUAUGCCAGCUGUCAAAACGUUUGCCAUGUACGCUGCUGUUGCAAUCAUUUUAGAUUUCUUAUUCCAAAUCACUGCAUUUGUUGCAAUGAUGAGUUUGGAUGAGAGACGUUUUGAAUCGGGACGAUUUGAUUUGUUAUGUUGCAUCAAAUCAAGUCGAAAACCGCAUCAUGAUGACGAUACAAGUUUGCUUGAGAAAUUCUUCACUAGCAUUUAUGCUCCAUUUUUAAUGUCAAAGAUUGUCAAAAUUUCGGUUUUAAUCAUUUUCACCGUAGUCACAGCACUUUCUUUGAUGAUUGUACCAUCUAUUGAACUUGGUUUGGAUCAGGAAUUAUCAAUGCCAAAAGAUUCGCAUGUUGUCAAAUACUUUCAGUUUAUGGCUCAAUUGUUAUCAACUGGGGCACCAGUUUAUUGGGUACUUGGUCCGGGUUUGAAUUACUCAGAAAGGAAUCAUCAGAAUUUGAUUUGCGGUGGUGUUGAAUGUAAUAAUGAUUCAAUGUCAACUCAGCUUUAUAUCCAAUCGAGAUAUCCGGAAAUCACCAAAUUGGCACGUCCUGCAGCAUCAUGGAUUGAUGACUACAUUGACUGGCUAAGUAUUGAAACAUGUUGCAAAGUGAAUCAAACUGAUGGAACCUUUUGUGCUAGCAAUUCAUAUGCAGAGGAAUGUGUAACCUGUCCUCGAUCAUAUUCCGAAGAUGGCCUUCGACCAACACCAGAAACAUUCAACAAAUACAUUCCAUUCUUUCUCUCAGAUCUGCCUGAUGCAGAUUGUGCGAAAGCUGGACGACCUUCCUACUACGAUUCUGUAAUAUACACUCUUGAUGAAAAUGGUGAAAGUCACAUCCGUGAUACAAAUUUCAUGCAAUUUUCCACCACUUCCGUUACUUCAAAGCAAUUUUACACAGCUUUGAGAGAAGCCAAUCGAGUUGCUGAUGAAGUUAAGGACAUGUUUAAGAAAAAUGACAUUGAUGUUGUGUUCUUCCCGUAUUGUGUAUUUUUCGUUUACUACGAACAAUAUCUAACAAUUUGGGAUGACACAAUUUUCGCCUUGGGAUUAUCCUUGGCAGCUGUAUUUUUGGUUACCUUCGUUAUAACUGGAUUUGAUGUCAUAUCUUCGUGUAUGGUUCUCAUAACAGUUCUUUUGAUUCUGAUAAAUAUGGGAGGAAUGAUGUGGGCCUGGAAUAUUUCAUUAAAUGCAGUCUCAUUGGUUAAUUUAGUUGUGUGUGUUGGCAUUGGAGUCGAAUUUGUUGCACACACUCUUAGAUCGUAUAAAAAUUACACAGGUUCGACAAAUGAACGAGCUACCAAAGCACUUUCAGUGACCGGAAGUAGUGUUUUAUCGGGAAUUACGUUAACGAAAUUUGCUGGAAUAAUUGUACUGGCAUUUUCGAAGUCACAAAUAUUUCAUAUUUAUUACUUCAGAAUGUAUUUGGGCAUCGUACUGAUAGGGGCAGCACAUGGUUUGAUAUUAUUGCCAGUUGUGUUGAGCAUAUUUGGCCCACUCUCUAAGCCAGAAAAACAAACAUUAUUGUAAGACUUGUUUAAGAAUAAUAAUUGAUAAUUGUAUUUUGUAAGUAAUAAAUCUGAUAAGAAUA
Episyrphus balteatus (marmalade hoverfly) is the source of this 3917-nucleotide messenger RNA. RefSeq names its product NPC intracellular cholesterol transporter 1 homolog 1b (gene Npc1b). Gene Ontology annotation, cellular component: membrane. The record is from RefSeq and is a predicted model, not a curated record. The transcript is spliced from 10 exons. NCBI's taxonomy places the organism in Eukaryota, Metazoa, Arthropoda, Insecta, Diptera, Syrphidae. The coding region runs from base 155 to 3856 and encodes 1233 amino acids.